UCUCUAAUUUUGCAACAAAAGAAAGUAUGAAGAGGAAGUUGAAGAGGCAUGGUUGUCUUUACACUUCUUGAGGGGAGCUGAAGUUACGUUUGCUUUGGAAGAAUGCAGCAGAGGACGCCUCUUGAAUCCGACCUCCACAAAGCCGAGGUGACCAUCGAGUUUCUUCGUGCCCGCCUCGUUUCCGAGCGCUCAAUCUGCAAAGUUCUUCGUGGGAAAACAGCGGAUCUCGAAGGAAAGAUAUGUCAGCUGGAGAACAGGCUAGAGGGCGAGAUUGCUCGGCGAAAAAACGCCGAACUGGCGACGAAAGAGCUCAUCCUGGCACUCCAGUAUCCUGCUCCUCCCGUUGCUCCAUCUCCAACGCCGAGAAAACACCAUAUCUCGGAUCAAAAGCAAAAGCUCGCGACGACGCGAUCGCCGAGACCAGCAAACGACGAUGACAGUGGAUGCAACUGCAAGCUGACGACGAUCUUCUCGUUUCCACGCUCGAGCAAGCCGUGCGAUAGCGGAGCGAGCUCCAGUUCUUCGCGCAAGGCAGAAGCGUCGCCACCACCACCGCCGCCACCUUUGCGGGAGAUAAGUUUGAGGCAUGGAAUCGGCGAACAGGCAGCGCGGAUUUCCCAGUCGGGCAGGAUCAUCCGAGCUAGAGAAGAUCGCGGCGAGAGUUUGCCGCGGCAGCAAUCCAAAUCCAUGGAGCUGAUCCACUAUCGAUCGGAGCAGCAGCAAAUGUGGGUGGCAUUGUCCGAUAGCGAUGCGCAAUUGUCCCCAUCACCAUCGCCGCGGCGCCUUGGAAAAUCGUGUAGAACGAUCCCGAGGAGAGAUCUCUAGGGAGUAACGUUGUCUCUUCCAAAAAGAAAGUUCUUCGUGAAAACGAUGUUUUUGAAGAA
Molecule: messenger RNA, 884 nt
Organism: Selaginella moellendorffii
Lineage: Eukaryota; Viridiplantae; Streptophyta; Lycopodiopsida; Selaginellales; Selaginellaceae
Exons: 3
Coding region: 103-825 (240 amino acids)
Source: RefSeq, a predicted model, not a curated record